UUAGUUCAAGGGUCGAUGAUACUCGAUAAACAGUUGACUGUCACUAGGUGUAAACGUUUUGUGAAUCUAAGUGAACUUUUACCAGUGAAUGUGAACGAUGUAACUAGUGAGUGUUUGGAAAGUGUAGGAGUAAUUACGUUUUCACAUAUGUUAUGGAGUCAACAUUUCCUUUCUUGUCGAUGAGAAAAUUUACCGAUUGGGACAUUUUUUUUUUUUAUAAAUUUCGUGAAACGAUGAGGAAAUAAGUGUUCAUUACUCUUAGGAAAGAGCAAAACUUUACUACCAUACAAAAUAUGGCCAGUGUUUUAGUGACAAUGAAAAUACUGUAAAUUAAGGUCUGACAGUAUCAGCACCUGAAUGAAAGACCUACUGCACAUACCCAGUUUCUGGAUAAUAAAUGAACCUUUUCUGAACGAGUGCACCAAAGAAUCAUUGAGGUACCAAUAAAUUACUCUAAAACAGCGCAUGUUUUGUUUACCAGUGACGGGAAGUAAUGAAAAUGCUAUAUUACAUUCAGUUAAAUGAUAUGAAAUAAAAUUUCUUGGAAAUGAAAUAGAAGCUUAUAAAGACAUAUACUGUGUGGACAAGAAUAUCGUUAAUGACUAUGAUACACUCGUCCUGCAUCUAACGAUCUUCGUUGAAACAGGAAAGGCCACUACACCUUCCCGCUCCCGCUGUAGUAUUAAUAUUAACCAUGCCCCUCAGUAAGAAGGCGCAGCGUGUGAUGGCCAUCACUCUCCUGAAUGUAAUAUAUUUAGGAAUUCUUGUGAUAAUAAUCCACAAUAACGACGCUAAGAUAACAUCAAGGCCUGUUAAAGGAUCUAUGAUGGCAUUUAAUACUAUCUAUCUUAAUCCAUCAUCAGAGGAUAUUGGCAGCUACAGAGGAGCGGUGAAAGUACCAAGUAGCAUUACAAGACCCGACCACAGAACUAAAGUAUCGAACAAGAAGACUAUUAAUAUAAUAGCUGGGGGUAACAGUCAUGAAAACAGUGAAGUAACGCUGAGUAACGGUACCAAGGGGAGAAUUUUGAAGGAAACAGAUAACAAUGAAAAUCUCACAAAAGAUAAUAAUGAUAGCAGCAAUGUGCAUAUAGAAGACGACAAAAGUAUAUCUGGCAUGAAUAAGUCUCAUUCAGAAAAGUUGAUGAAUGUGAGAGGUGAAACUAAGGAAAUUACCAUUCAGUCAAGCCUAAGAACACAAAGGGCGAUAGCUUCUCCAAGGCUCUUAGCGAAUCUCAGAGAAACGCACACUACAAUUUCAUCAGAAACACCAAGAAAACCAGUUAUUCUUGUAAGUUCCCUUCAAGAAGAAUAUGUAACCUCAUGUGUUGAAGAUCCACAUGCAUCAAAAACUUCUCACCUUAGAAAAGACGCUGAAACCCUUAAAACUUCGACUGUGGCGGCCACACCAUACCCCGACACCCUUGAUAGUCACCUCCAAGAGAAAGAUCAGUUAGAUACUGGAAACUUACUUCCAAAGACAAAGACAAAGACAAAAGUUCCACUGGCCAGUAUGAACUCCACUUCAAUGAGUAGUCCGUCAGCAUCCGGCGGUGUUUAUCAUCGUUUACCGUCCCCUGUAAUGCGUUCAGGAACAAAAAUUUCAACAUCUAAUGGGCCUUUGGAAGAGACCAGAGAUUUGGCGGCAGAUAAAACCUCAAUUCAAGCUGUAAACGUGCGAGCAAUUUCUGAAACCUCCUUGCAAAAGUUAAGAGGUUCUAUGGUCCAAGAAAAAUCUCGAGAAGUAAAAGUUCUGAAGACUGCUGCCACCUCUCUUCCUCACGCAGGAUAUAUAACGGACACUACCACCUUCCUACACAAAGAAGCAGAUCAAGUGGCUCCUAUGGAAUCCUCUUCAUGGACAAGAGGUCUUCAGGUUCCGAGUGUCAACUUGCUGAAAUCAACUAACUCAACAGAUCCUGAAAUUUUCCAUUCAAAAUUUACAGGCCCAUCGACCCCUGAGAACUUCCUAACAGAUGCUACAAUUCAAUCAGAUUCUCAAGCCACUCCUACACAUCCAAAAAAGUGUUUCCCUACUGAAGGUCACCUCCAAGAUGCAAAACCAGACGCUGAUCCUCGAGCCUUUCUUCCAAAAGGCUCCAGUACAAUUCCGAUAAGUCAUAUACUCCUUGACAUUACUGUCAGUAUGACAGGCGUGACCCUACAGGUGAACAAUGCUCAGGUAUACAGCGACCUCAACAACACUAUGUUUUGGGGCAGUAUGAAAGUUCGCCUCCACGCAGGUCUUCACCUGAUAACGCUGCACCAGGUCACAGGUCAGGUCAUGACAGCGGACUCCUACAUGACCUGGCAGGCCACAAGUGAUACCCAGUUCAUUUCUGCGUUAAAAGAAAUUCAAAACGGCCGCCUUUUGGUCAUCAUCGGCGCACCAGACUUCACGACCUACCUAGGGGAUGAGACGAUAGCCGCCUUGGAGGAGCUGGGCGCUCACUACAUAGACAGGCUGGCCUACAUGGACGUGUGGUGUCUGCUUGUGCACAAGGGAGAGGAAGUGGUGAAAGAGGCGCUCACCACCUCAUCCCCACAACACAACUCCACUAAGUUCGAGGUGUCGCCCCUGAGUAUCCAGGUCUCUGUACCUCGCAAGAAAGAGCGGCAGUGUGGGUGGUAUGAUAAGGAGGAGAUGCGGGAGCGAGCCACCUUCUGUGAGACUUACGACGGCUACGGCGACUUCUGCAGCUGUGAUGACCCGCCCUGGUCACCUCUCCCACACAACUCGGUGAGAUACAAACAUUAAAUAUCAAGUGUGCAAAAAUUACUAGUAUUUUGGGCUAUGUGUACACAGUAAAUUUUGAAAUGUCUGGAGAUGACACUUCUUACGCUAGUAUUUUUAGUACAAACUAAAAACUGUAAUGACACACUGGGUUAUCCUAUGUUAGCGUAUUGCCUAAAUUUGCAUUUCGAAACGAUGUCUUCGAAAUUA
This is a messenger RNA of Homarus americanus (American lobster), 2944 nucleotides long. RefSeq lists its product as uncharacterized. NCBI's taxonomy places the organism in Eukaryota, Metazoa, Arthropoda, Malacostraca, Decapoda, Nephropidae. Gene Ontology annotation, molecular function: beta-1,3-galactosyl-O-glycosyl-glycoprotein beta-1,3-N-acetylglucosaminyltransferase activity. The coding region runs from base 695 to 2758 and encodes 687 amino acids. The transcript has 3 exons. The record is from RefSeq and is a predicted model, not a curated record. Gene Ontology annotation, cellular component: Golgi membrane. Gene Ontology annotation, biological process: protein O-linked glycosylation via N-acetylgalactosamine.